Messenger RNA from Cornus florida, 636 nucleotides. RefSeq names its product large ribosomal subunit protein eL14z-like. The record is from RefSeq and is a predicted model, not a curated record. Gene Ontology annotation, molecular function: structural constituent of ribosome; RNA binding. Lineage: Eukaryota; Viridiplantae; Streptophyta; Magnoliopsida; Cornales; Cornaceae. The transcript has 5 exons. Gene Ontology annotation, cellular component: ribosome; cytosolic large ribosomal subunit. The coding region runs from base 78 to 482 and encodes 134 amino acids. Gene Ontology annotation, biological process: translation; ribosomal large subunit biogenesis.
AUAAAUCAUUUGAGAAACCCUAAUUUGCUGCAUUGGAGGCUCAGCUCGAACUCUUUGCGUCUUGAGAUCUUAGCACAAUGCCUUUCAAGAGAUAUGUGGAGAUUGGGAGAGUUGCUCUCGUGAAUUAUGGAAAAGAUUAUGGAAAGCUUGUUGUCAUUGUCGAUGUUAUCGAUCAGAAUCGGGCUUUGGUUGAUGCCCCUGAUAUGGUGAGAACUCAAAUGAAUUUCAAAAGACUGUCACUUACAGAUAUCAAGAUUGACAUCAAAAGGGGCCCCAAGAAGAAGACUCUUAUUGCUGCCAUGGAGGCUGCAGAUGUCAAGAACAAGUGGGAUAACAGCUCCUGGGGCAGGAAGCUGAUUGUGCAGAAGAGAAGGGCCUCACUCAAUGACUUUGACAGGUUCAAGCUUAUGUUGGCAAAGAUCAAGAGGGCUGGAACAAUCAGGAAAGAGCUUGCAAACCUGAAAAAGCAGAGUGCAGCUUGAGCCUCACAACUUAGGAACGCCUGUUUGAGAUUUUGAUUGUUUCUUGCACCAAAGUCUUCCCUGUAUUUUCAUAUAAUUACUAAAACCAUUUACUGGUGAAACCUGUAGUUGGGUUUCCUCUAGUGUUUUAUCAGAUGAAUAAUUUUGCUUUGUC